AUGCAUUCAUUCAAACAGAUCAUUAAUGUAUACUCAAAUAGCAAGCCCAUCUUUGAGCAGUUUGGGAAGAUCUAUGAGCUUACGGUGAUCAAGGACAAGUACACGGGAAUGCACAAAGGAUGUGCGUUCUUGACGUACUGUGCGAGGGAGUCAGCCUUGAAGGCCCAGAAUGCACUGCACGAGCAGAAGACAUUGCCGGGGAUGAACCGCCCCAUUCAAGUGAAGCCAGCAGACAGUGAGGGCAGAGGAGACAGGAAGCUGUUUGUGGGGAUGUUGGGGAAACAGCUGUCAGACACCGAUGUAAAAAAAAUGUUUGAGCCUUUUGGAAGUAUAGAGGAGUGCACGGUACUCAGAGGGCCUGACGGAGCCAGCAAAGGUUGUGCAUUUGUAAAAUAUCAGAGUAAUGCAGAAGCGCAGGCGGCCAUUAGUGCUCUACACGGCAGCCGCACUCUCCCGGGUGCAUCUUCUAGUCUGGUGGUGAAGUUUGCAGACACAGAGAAGGAGAGAGGAAUCAGGCGUAUGCAGCAGGUGGCCUCCCAGCUGGGUGUCAUUAGUCCCAUGAGUCUACACCUGGGCGCCUACAACGCCUACACACAGGCACUCGUCCAACAGCAGGCCUUGGUGGCUCAGUCUGCAUAUCUGUCUCCUGUGGCGACGGUUGCCGCGGUGCAGAUGCAGCAGUUGGCUGCUCUCAAUCCCAGCAGCAUCAUAGCCACACCCAUCGCCUCAAUCACGCCCUCCUCAGGUACGAGCACUCCUCCAACCAUUGCUGCCACACCUUUGCCUGCUUUGCCUCCACCAAUCGCACUCAACAGUUACCCUCAAGUCUCCGCACCACCCAAUGGCCAGUCUGCCUCUGAAACCCUCUACACUAAUGGUGUCCAUCCAUAUCAGGCUCAGAGUCCUGCAUUGGAUCCUCUCCAGCAGGCGUAUACAGGCAUGCAACACUACACAGCUACAUAUCCUGCUGCUUAUGGAUUGGUUGGUCAACCAUUUCCACAUCAGCCCACUUUGGUUGCCCAGCAGCCGCAGCAGCUGCAACAACGAGAAGGCCCAGAAGGCUGCAAUAUAUUUAUUUAUCAUCUGCCUCAGGAGUUCACCGACUCUGAGAUGCUGCAGAUGUUUCUGCCCUUCGGUAACGUCAUUUCAGCCAAGGUGUUCGUUGACCGCGCCACCAACCAGAGCAAAUGCUUUGGUUUCGUAAGCUUCGACAACCCAGCGAGCGCUCAGGCUGCCAUCCAGUCCAUGAACGGCUUUCAGAUCGGCAUGAAGAGGCUUAAAGUUCAGCUGAAGAGGCCUAAAGAUGCCAACCGCCCAUACUGAGCCGAACAGGGAAGAAAGGAGAGGACUAUCGGAGUCAAUUACAAGUCUCUUUUCCUCCUCUGCAAAUUACGGGACCAACAACUUUCACAAAACUACAGUAUAAAACCUACCGAGAUUAUUUAAACAAAAAUAUACAUUUAAUCACAAAGACAGACUUAUCGCAAGAAGUGCAGGUUAAAUAGAAUGAUUUGCUACCUUAACUGUAUACAAUAUAGGACCAAUCAGCAACGCAAUGCCACUUGCUCUUCUGCUUGUGGGUCGUGACCUUUCUGUCCUCGGCCCACACAUCUACGCCCUGCACACACACACAAAUGGGACCAAUGCAAAUAUGUCAGUACUACACGAGUUUCGCUUCUGGGUUCAAAGGAACUAUGAACUAUUAAAGUCUUUCUGCAGCAAUGUAAAAUAUGUAUAUAGAAAUGUGAGGGGACCAUGUGUAGACAUAUCGAAACGGUUGGGAGGGUGGGACUGGGUCAAUGUGAUCAGAGCAAAUAAUCAUGGGUGGUAUAUGGUAGAUAGAGAAAGAAUGUCCUUUUGGGAGUUUUGAAGGAUUUGCUCUUGGUCUCUAAUCUGAGUCCAGUUAUACAUAGUUCUUCAUCUUCAAUACUUAAGGAAACGAAUGACCUGUGGUAUGGGAUGCUGGUCCUAUAUCGCAAACCUCCCUAAAAUGACUGAAUAUAGUUUAUCACAGAGAGGCUGUAGUUAGAGUUUUUUAUUUUUAGGUUUGUUAGUUUUUCUUUUCUUUUUGUUAAAUUGUGGAUGAUUCGAGAAGAUUCAUGAAAGUUAAAAACAUAAAAAAAUGUAUUUCAUUGUAUAUAUAUCAUGCUUUUAAAAUGAAGGUCAAGAUUUAAACAUUUGGGAUAUUAUUAUUAUUAUUAUUA
Sinocyclocheilus grahami is the source of this 2204-nucleotide messenger RNA. Its product is annotated as CUGBP Elav-like family member 3. Gene Ontology annotation, molecular function: RNA binding. NCBI's taxonomy places the organism in Eukaryota, Metazoa, Chordata, Actinopteri, Cypriniformes, Cyprinidae. The coding region runs from base 1 to 1323 and encodes 440 amino acids. The record is from RefSeq and is a predicted model, not a curated record. The transcript has 13 exons.